Messenger RNA from Medicago truncatula (barrel medic), 1464 nucleotides. RefSeq names its product D-aminoacyl-tRNA deacylase. The transcript is spliced from 9 exons. Bases 5 to 1081 code for a protein of 358 amino acids. The record is from RefSeq and is a predicted model, not a curated record. Lineage: Eukaryota; Viridiplantae; Streptophyta; Magnoliopsida; Fabales; Fabaceae. Gene Ontology annotation, molecular function: D-aminoacyl-tRNA deacylase activity.
UGACAUGUUGCUUAGUACAAUAGUUCGUUCCUGUCCAAUAGUAAACCACUCCCGCCACCCCUUUUUUCACCUAAACCGCAGCCUUAGAUCAUCAAAACCACUUUCUUCACUUUCUUCAACCCAUCAUCAUCAUCAUCCAAUGGUGUCUCUUCUCGUUGCAACAACAUCCGACCCUGCUUCAAUCAACCCUGCCAAUGCCCUCUUAGCCAUGCCAGGUUGGCAACCUGGACCCCAUUUCCAGGAUGAUAUGAAGAGUUUUGUGAAUGAAGGGUUGAGAGUGUUGCUUCAUGGAAAGAGUAUAGUGGUGGAAGAUUAUUUGGAUACAAGGUGGGAAGAGGUUACUGGAGAGGUUGUUGAUGAAGUCAUCUUCUUAAGUAAACACACUGCUGCUUCUAAUAAACCUGCUCUCACUGUUCAUCCUAUUGGAGUUCCACAUUUGCGUGAAGGUGAUGUUCCACCUCAAGGUGGGAAACCUGGAUGGGCAGCACUGCCAAAUCCUAGGAUUGGACCUUGGAUUCGACUUUUGAAAAAUAUUGCUCAGGCUCAUAAUCUGGUCCCUGAGUUUGAGAUUACUCUGGAGGCCACUCAUCAUGGACCAAUGACAAAUAAGCCAACUAUGUUUCUGGAGAUUGGAAGUACUGAAGAUUACUGGAAAAGACAAGAUGCUGCUCAAGUUAUGGCUCAGUUAGUCUGGGAAGGACUUGGACUUGGAGGAGGGACUGAUGUCGGAAACUGGAGCAGGGAGAAUGAUAAGAAGAAAGUCCUUCUUGGGAUAGGUGGUGGACAUUAUGUGCCUAGGCAUAUGAAUGUAGUGUUGAAAGACGGUGUUUGGGUUGGUCACGUACUUUCUGGAUAUUCGGUGCCAAUGGAAGAUCCAAAAGGAGAAACAAAUGUGGAGAUUGGAGGAACUUGGAAACAGUCUAUAAAAGCUGCAUACGAGGCAACUAAAUCUGCUUUUCCUGGUGGCGAAAUUAUUGCACAUCUUGACCAAAAGAGUUUCAAGGGCUGGCAGAAGAAUGCCAUCACAGGAUUCCUCACGGAGCAGAAUAUUAAAAUUGGAAAGCCAAAUAACUUCUAUUGAGUGUCGAUUUAAGAGGAUGUUAUUGUGAACACAGAAUGUGCAGAUUGCAGACAGAGGCAUGCUGCAAAUUUUUGUAGACCAGAUUAGCAGUAAAAGUGAUUUUGAUACAAAGUAAUUUACAUAUUGUUUUUUCAAGAUUUCUAAGAGAAAGCAAAAGUCAUUUUAUGUUUGUUUAAAAUUAGAAAGUGAUUUUGUAUUUCUCUCUAUUAGAAAUAAUUUCAGGCGCUUUAGAAGGUUAGCAUAUAUGUUAUGCUCCUAUGUAUUUAUUUUGGAAUUGUACCGUAGAUUGAUAAUAUAUGUAUGUAUGACAGAUUAAUAUGAAUGUAUUUGCCUUGGCAAUAUUUGAGUCAAAAGAUAUACAAUAAAAUAUAGUUACUUGUCCA